This is a messenger RNA of Sus scrofa (pig), 2128 nucleotides long. RefSeq names its product zinc finger protein 593 (gene ZNF593). Lineage: Eukaryota; Metazoa; Chordata; Mammalia; Artiodactyla; Suidae. Gene Ontology annotation, molecular function: nucleic acid binding; zinc ion binding. The record is from RefSeq and is a predicted model, not a curated record.
UCGCGCGAGUGACGUCAUCAGAGGCGGUCCGCCGGAGCCUGCUCAGUCCCCGGCGUCACAUGGCGUCACUGCACAGUCCGGAAGUGCCCACACGUGUCCUCCCAACUCGGCUCUAGGCCCGUUGGUCCCGCUGUUACCAGCAAUGGGUCGCUCUCGCCGAACCGGCGCACACCGAGCGCACUCCCUGGCCCGCCAGAUGAAGGCGAAGCGGCGGCGGCCGGACCUCGAUGAGAUUCACCGCGAGCUGCGGCCCCAGGUUGCCACAAGGACCCGACCAGACCCCGGCGCCGAGCCCGACCCCGACCUGCCAGGGGGCGGCCUGCAUCGCUGUCUGGCCUGCGCGAGAUACUUCAUCGAUUCUGCCAACCUGAAGACCCACUUCCGAUCCAAAGACCACAAGAAAAGGUUGAAGCAGCUGAGUGUGGAGCCCUACAGUCAGGAAGAGGCAGAGAGGGCAGCGGGUAUGGGUUCCUAUGUACCUCCCCAGCGGCUGGCAGUGCCCACAGAAGUAUCCACUGAUGUCCCUGAGAUGGACACAUCUACUUGACAGAUCCUGAGAAUUCAAGGCAGAAGAGUUGCCCAUGGACAGUGAUGCAAGGGCCAGUCUGGGAGAGACUGUACCAGUCUGUUUUGGCCCGGGGUUUGGGGAGUGGAUGGCCUCUUCCCAGUGCCCUCCCUCCCAAUAAAAUAACUGGAUAAAGGGGGCUUGCCCCUGACUCUAACCCCCAGGCCACUACUCCAAACUCAUGUCCUGUAAGUUUCUCUACUACUCCUGUGCAUGGGACCCAGGCUGCUUGGGCUUUAUCCACCUUUGGUACCUGUAUCCUUACCUUCCCUCUGGGAUCCUGGCAUCUGAGCCGAAACCCCCCAUUGGAGCCUAGGUGUGUGGGCUGGGUAAGAUCAGGUUUAUAACAACCCUGCUUCUAAUGAGGGCAGGGAGUGAUCCCCAGAAAAGAAGUAGGCUCCCAAGAUUAUAGCUGUCGCUGAGUUACAUACCCCCCCAGGGCCCAGGUGGAGGCUGCCCGCUUCAUCAUGGGGCCUGUGGCGGCCGUCGCUGCCCCACCAUCUUCCAGACUGCAUAGCAAGAGCCGCCCAGCCCGAGGACAGCCAGCAGUGCAGCCACAAUCCCAGCCAGUGGACUCCGGGGCUCUGCCUUCAGCUCCCCGGCUAUCUGCAUCUGGAAAUGCACAGAGGGUCCGCCUGAGGGGUCAUUUGAGACCUCUGGGAAGGUGGGGGGUGGAAAGGGGCUGAGUUAGGGGAAGGAGAUAUGGAUGCCACUGCUGCCCCAGGGAGAUUCCACCCCAAUCCCUCUCGCUUCAUUGCCCAUCUAGGCCCCGGCUGCUCAGGCGGCAGGGAACGUGACAGCCUGGCUGCCGGGUGUCAACCCAGCCAUGGUAGGGGGAGUAAGGGGUCGAUGGCAGAAGCCAUUGGUUAAGGGUACGUACCUGUAGCACUCGAAAGUAGCCAGGGGUCAGGCGUGGAAAUCGCAUGGUGGGUGCUGCUAGUGUCGCUGGUGUCCUGUGGGGCGGAAGCGGGAAUGAAGACCAGUGGCGUUUGUGGUACCAAGAAGCGGAAAUCAGGGCGCAGGGUUUCCUGACCUCUCAUACGCAAGAGAGCCAUGCCCUCAGAGGAUGCUCACCAGUGCCUGCCUUCCCAGGUCUGGCAGGGGGCGGAGCAGCUAGACCUUUAAAUCUGUCCCUUCCCCCGCCUGCCCGCCCUGCCAGCCUUAGGAACAGCUGUCAGGAGAGAUCAGCAUCAGGCCUGAGCAGCACCUCCCCCAGCCACACGGGCAGUCCAGGCUGGGCAGGCAGGAGAGGUCUUGCCUGGGAGUAUAGGGAAGUUUCAGACUGGGACCAGGUACGGGAGGGCCUCCCCAGCCCUGGCCUUGGCCCAGUCCCUGCUUUAGUCGAUUGGAUGUCACCAAUCAGCUCUCAGCAGAGGCGGGAUUGGGUGCCGUAUUAGUACCCCCUUCCAACUGGAGUAGGCCUUUUUCACUUGGUUUCUCUUAAUCAACCACACCUAUGCUGGGGGAGGGCACAUUGCACCCCUUUCCCUUGGAGGAGUCCCUGUAGGGACUUCCCAAUCUUAGCUUGGGCACAAUAAUAAAAGAUCUGCAUCUACUGAUAAA